AUGGUCAGCUUUUUCGACUCACCUUUACAUCCACCUCCACCUCCAGGAGGAGCGUUCAAGGCCCCGGGAAGGCUUCUCGUCACUCAAGUCGAUGCUGUGGCCGAACGAUCGCCCACCCGUCGGUUUGGCUUGAUUCCAAAUGGUACCGAAGUCGAGAAUGGCUUCCGCGAGGUGACCUUCCAGGAUCUCUCUCGUGCGGUGGAUGCGAUGGCCUGGUGGAUCGUGGAAGCCCUGGGCAUGCCAACAACGAAGGAGGAAACAAUUGCUUACCUGGGGAAUAACGAUGUUCGCUACAUCGUGUUUAUCCUUGCGUGUCAUAAACUUGGCUAUACGACAGCAUGUACCCAUCUGCUGUUCAGCCAGGAAAAGUCUCAGAUCGCCUCGCGAAUCAAAGCCUUGAGCGGGAAGAUGCGGACCCAUGAAGUGCCAUCGGUGACCGACACCUUCGGCCAUCGAAGUGGCACGAAGCGAUUCGACUUCGCGCGGACCUAUGAUGAGAUGGUGAACAAGAUCGCUUUCAUGAUUCAUAGUUCAGGAACGACCGGCAUGCCCAAGCCAGUUCCCCUGACGCACGGCUUCCUGGGUACGAUGGACUACGGCCCGUCGAUGCCUCGACCUGCUGGGCGGUCCUCUUCGUUCUUCAACGACCUUGCCUCCGACGACCCCUCCCCCACGGACCUUGUUCUCUCCUCCACGCCUUAUUUCCAUCUGAUGGGUCUGGUCUCCUUUUUCGAAUCCAUCUUCCAUAACAUCCCCUUCGUCGCCAGCCCGGAAAAGCUCCUGUCGGUGGGGUUCUUGAUCGAUCUCAUCCGGCACACGAAGCCGACGGCGACUAUUCUUCCCCCGUCGAUCCUGGAAGACAUGAGCCAUUCCGAGGAGGGUCUCGCUUGCCUCGGCAGUAUGAAGUUUGUCUGCUAUGGUGGGGCCCCGCUGGCCCCGGAAGUUGGCGAUAGGCUCAGUCGGUACACCGAGCUACGAUCCCCGAUUGGAUCCAGCGAGAUGGGAAUCAUCAGCUCCAUGGUCCCCGAGGGGGAAGGCAACUGGGGAUACUUCGAGUGGACCCCUGCGUAUCACGUCGACAUGCAGCCGAUUGGGGACGGCUUGUAUGAGCUCGUUCUGCCCCGGGUGGAACAUUCCCUGGUCAUCCACGGGAUAUUCCACACCUUUCCCCAGCUGAAGGAAUAUCGCUCCAAAGACCUAUACACCCGACACCCAUCUAACCCCAGGCUCUGGAGGUAUCAUGGACGCCUCGACGAUGUGAUUGUGCUCAGUAACGGAGAGAAGCUGAGCCCGGUCUCCUUGGAGAAGAUUGUCGAGGGCCAUCCCUCCGUACACCGGGCUUUGCUCGUCGGUCAGCGCCGAUUCCAGACAUGCUUGCUGAUUGAGCCAGUCAUCGACGACCCCACCUCCGAUGCGACCGAUGAGCGGACGGAGGAGGAGUUCGUGGAGUCAAUCUGGCCAGUGGUGCAGGCUGCCAACGAGACGGUCCCCCAGUAUGGCCAGGUCGUGAAGACCAUGAUCCGUCUGUCUUCGCGCGAGAAGCCCUUCAAACUGACCGCCAAAGGCACCACCCAGCGACAUGCAGUGAACCAGGACUAUGCAGGGGAGAUCGAGGAGAUCUACGCCGCGCAGGAUCGACGAAUGUCGGUGGCGCUGCCAUCAGCCCUCACGCGCGAAGGGGUCUCUGCGUAUCUGCAGGGCAUCAUCUCGACCCUGACCGGCAAGUCCGACAUCCGACCCAGCGAUGACCUGUAUGGCCUGGGCCUGGACUCCCUGCAGGCCAUCCAGUUGAGUAAGACCCUGAAGAGCUCGGUUUCCGCCUACAGCUCGCAGUGCCCCGUGGAGCGUCUGCAGGUCCAGAACAUCUACGCCCACCCGACGGUGGACGCGCUCACGGAUCUUCUGCUGGGGGUGCUCGACCAGUCCGCAGUGCAAACGGCCCCCGUUACGCGCGCGGAGCGCAUCGCGCAAUUGAUCUCCAAGUACACCGGGGAUCUCCACGCUCCGCCCGCCGGCGCCCAAGUCGCUCCCCCGCCGGCGCGCUCGACCGUCAUUCUCACCGGAUCGACGGGAUCGUUGGGCACGUACAUCCUGGAGGAGCUGCUGCGCAACCCCCGGGUGGCCAAGGUGUACUGCUUCAACCGGAGCGCGGACGCGGCGUCACGCCAGCGGGCGGGAUUCGAGGAGAAGGGGCUGUCGACCUGGCUGCUGGAUGACCCGGGGCAGGUAGAGUUCUGGCAGGUGGAAUUCGGGGCGAGACAGUUCGGGCUGCCGGACGAGCGCUACGGCGAGCUCCUGGGGCGGGUGGACCUGAUCAUCCACAACGCGUGGAAGGUGAAUUUCAACCAUCCGGUCUCCUCGUUCGAGGACCCCCACCUGCGCGGGGUGCGCGGCUUCGUGGACCUCAGCACGCGCAGUCGCCACCGCGCGCACCUCGCGUUCGUGUCCUCGGUCAGCACGAUCGGGGCGUGGCAGCCGACGGACGCGGGGGUGACGGCGGUGCCGGAGGAGCCCAUGGCGUCGGUGGCCACGGCGCUGGCGCAGGGAUACGGCGAGUCGAAGUUCGUGGGGGAGCGCAUCUGCGUGGAGGCGUGGGCGCGGGCAGGCGUGGCCAGCAGCAUCCUCCGCGUCGGGCAGAUCGCAGGCCCGGACUCGCCGCGCGGGGUCUGGAACCCCCACGAGUGGAUCCCCGCCCUGGUCAAGUCCUCCAAGGCCUCCGGCAAAGUCCCCAGCGAUCUCGGCGGCUAUCCCGUCGACUGGGUUUCGGUGGACUCCCUGGCGCGCAUCAUCACCGAACUUCUCCUGAACCCCCGCUGCAACCGCUCGACAUAUCCCGCCGUGUUCCAUCUCGUCAACCCCUCGCGCACCAGCUGGGCCUCGCUGGUCCCCGCCAUCCAAGCCCGGUAUCCCGUCCAGCCCGUCCCGCUCACCGAAUGGCUGGCCGACCUGCAGGCGAUUCCCGACCCCUCCGACCAGGAGGUCGAGGCGAAGCCCGCGCUGAAGCUGCUGGGCUUCUUCCGCGCGCUCGCCGACAAUGAUGCAGCGGUCCUGUCGGCGGACAUCAGCGUGGAUCGGGCCAAGGAGGGGAGCCCCACCAUGGCCGCCCUGGGUCCCGUCUCGUGCGCCCAGAUGUCCAAUUGGUUGGCGCAGUGGGACUUUUGAGCUGGUUUGGCACAGUAAUCUGUAGGCAAGUUAUACCCAUUGGCUG
Molecule: messenger RNA, 3208 nt
Organism: Aspergillus heteromorphus CBS 117.55
Lineage: Eukaryota; Fungi; Ascomycota; Eurotiomycetes; Eurotiales; Aspergillaceae
Product: putative NRPS-like enzyme
Exons: 4
Coding region: 1-3162 (1053 amino acids)
Source: RefSeq, a predicted model, not a curated record